Messenger RNA from Rhinolophus ferrumequinum (greater horseshoe bat), 3626 nucleotides. RefSeq names its product steroid sulfatase (gene STS). The transcript is spliced from 10 exons. The record is from RefSeq and is a predicted model, not a curated record. Bases 116 to 1873 code for a protein of 585 amino acids. Gene Ontology annotation, molecular function: arylsulfatase activity. NCBI's taxonomy places the organism in Eukaryota, Metazoa, Chordata, Mammalia, Chiroptera, Rhinolophidae.
GACACGAUCCCACCGCGGCCCUCGGGCCUCAGAGCCCGCGCUCCCUACGCGCCCCCUCCCCGGACGCCCCACGCGGGACGCGGACGCCGGCUACCCACCCAGGAGAAGGCCGUCCAUGUCAAAGAGGAGGAAGAUGAAGAUAUUUUUGCUUCUGCUGCUCUUCCUGUGUGAGGCCCAGAGCCGUGCCACGUCAAGGCCCAACUUUGUCGUGCUGAUAGCUGACGACCUUGGCAUUGGAGAUCCCGGGUGUUAUGGAAACAAGACCCUCAGGACUCCCAAUAUUGAUGGGUUGGCCAAAGGAGGAGUGAAACUCACUCAGCACUUGGCCGCGUCUCCACUAUGCACGCCAAGCAGGGCAGCCCUCAUGACAGGCCGGUACUCCAUCCGAUCAGGAAUGGCGUCUCGGUCGCGUGUGGGCGUUUUCCUCUUCUCAGCUUCUUCUGGAGGACUUCCCAGCAGUGAGAUUACAUUCGCCAAGCUCCUGAAGACUCAAGGCUAUGCCACAGCUCUGAUAGGGAAGUGGCACCUUGGGAUCCACUGCCACAACAAAACCGACUUUUGUCACCACCCUUUAAACCACGGCUUCGAUUAUUUCCAUGGGCUGCCCGUGACCAACUUGAGAGACUGCAAACCCGGGCAUGGCACUGUCUUCAUGUCCGGCAUCAGGCUGCUGGUCUUCAUUCCUCUUCAGGUCAUUGCGAUUGCCCUCCUCACCUUGGCAGUGCUCAAGUGGCUGGGGCUCUGCCACGUGCCCCCUGCCGUCUUCUUCUGCCUCAUUUUCCUGGCCGCUCUGAUCCUUGCCUCCCUGCUGUGCUUCCUCCACUACUUCCGGCCCCUGAACUGCUUCCUCGUCAGGAACUACAACAUCACCCAGCAGCCCCUGUCUUAUGACAACCUCACGCAGAGGCUGACAGAGGAUGCGAGCCAGUUCAUACGACGGAAUGCCAAGAAACCCUUCCUGCUGGUCAUGUCCUAUCUUCAUGUUCACACGGCCCUCUUCGCUUCCAAGGACUUUGCCGGGAAAAGCCAACACGGCAUUUACGGGGAUGCUGUCGAGGAAAUGGACUGGAGUGUGGGGCAGAUCAUGAACGUGCUUGAGGAGUUAAGCCUGGCGAAUGACACCCUCGUCUACUUCACUUCCGACCAAGGAGCCCACGUGGAAGAAGUGACCAGCAGAGGAGAAGUUCAUGGAGGAAGCAAUGGGAUCUACAAAGGGGGAAAAGCAAACAACUGGGAAGGAGGUAUCCGGGUGCCAGGACUCCUCCGAUGGCCGGGAGUUCUCCAGGCGGGGCUGGAGAUCCAUGAACCAACCACCAACAUGGACAUCUUUCCGACAGUGGUCAAACUGGCUGGGUCCCCGCUGCCUGAAGACAGGAUCAUUGACGGGCGGGACCUGAUGCCCCUGCUACUAGGGAAACGCCAACGCUCCGAGCACGAGUUCCUCUUCCAUUACUGCAACUUCUACCUGAACGCUGUGCGCUGGCACCCGCCGAAUAGCACGUCCAUCUGGAAAGCCUUCUUCUUCACGCCCAAGUUCGCCCCGGAGGGCGCCAACGGGUGCUUUCCCACCCACGUGUGUUUGUGUUACGGGCACUUCGUCACCCACCAUCACCCGCCAUUGCUCUUCGAUCUUUCCAAAGACCCCAGGGAGAGAAACCCAGUAAGUCCCACGACCGAGCCCCGGUUCCAGGAAAUCCUGGAAACCAUGCAACGCGCUGUGGAUCGUCACGCCCAGACCGUGCAAAGAGUCCCCAAUCAGUUGUCUCUGGGGAACAUUCUGUGGAAGCCGUGGCUUCAGAUGUGUUGCUCCUCCUUCUUCAGCCUCUCUUGCCAGUGUGACCAAGAAACACAGGAUGGACCGGUGAGCCAUUAGCUGCUGUGCAUCUGGGGACACGACGGACACAUGGUGUCCACCGCAGCUCUUUCAUUACAAAGGCACACUGGGGGUGACGAUGGGUCCAACCAGUGCUGCCAGCACUUGGACCUGGGAUUCAUUUCUCUAUCUCAUCACUGAAAGCCCCAGAAAGAGCCGCCCAGCGACCCUGUGGGGAAGAAAAAAAAAAGCCAAGGUUUGCCGAUUGUAGAGGGACAAAUGUUCAUUGGACGUGUACGUUCUGUGGCCAGCUCCAGUGCAGACAGGUGGUACGAUAGUGCAAAAGGCCACUUGGUCACCCCUCGACAAGCGUGUGUGAUCAGCCGUGCGUGGUGGCUGUUAACCCGCAAUCCCAUACGAUGGCAUGGCCGCCAUCACACCGCCACUGCUCCGAUAAAAUAGGGAAUCCCACGUUUCAAAGCCUUUAGUAAAUCUUCACCCACGCAGCUUUAUACUCAGUAAAGGGCCGUCUUCCAUACCAAUAACAGGUGAUGAGAUACGUUCCUGUGUAGUUAUUGGAAGGCAAUUAUUAGCAGUAUUAUUUAGAACAUAGGAAAUGCUAUUCAGAAUUCAUAUAUUUAGAUAUAACGUUUAUUUCUUUCCUUGAGAAGGUUAAGAUAUUUCAAAUAUGGAACUGCAAAGUUAUCACUAUCUAACUAAAAGCAAUCGCCUCACAGACAGAUUCUGACUUUCAAUGUGGAUUUCCCAUUCCAGAAAUUGCUGAAAACCUGUCACAUUGUUUUAGGAAACAGUCUUAUUAAAGAGCGCACUAAAGUGUUAAUACUAUGUUAGGAUUAUUGCUGAUACCAUUUUGCAGGAACUGCUUAAAGCCGCUUAAUUUAUGUGUUAUUAAUAUUAAUUUAUGUGUUAUUAAAGUCAUUAAUUUAUGUGUUAAGAUGAUUCUCUUUUCUCAAAGUUUAACAUACUCAAUGCCAGUGGACUUUUAGAGAACUCUUUAUGAUGUGGGAGUGUGUGUUGGAGGAUUAAGUAACUUGAAACAUGUUUACAGGUUAUGUGAACACAUGUUUACACAUAGAGUCAUUGUUUAUUCUGUGCAAUGUCAAUGGAAAAUGAAGGAAACGUAUACCUCUAGAGGUAAAAUGAGCUUUUCAAGAAGCAUCUGCCUCGGAAUAAUGUAGCUCACCCUUACUUUUCAGGGUUUUUGAAAAUCAGCUGUAUUUCUAAUAACCAUUUACCCUCUGAAAGUUCUGCUUCCAAUGUCCAACAGGAAAAUAGAAUUCUUUGGUCUGGGAGAGACCGAACCUUGAAGACCUAGGUUUUUGUUUUGUUUUGUUUUGUUCACAGAAUGGUCUGGCUACUGGUUUUCCAAGCAUCCAUUGUUAUUACCUCUUGAGUUGUAUGUCCAAAUUUCAGUGGGUUUGGAAGCUUUAAGUAUAUUCUUAACAAAAACAAACAAACAAACAAACAAAAGACGUCACAUUCUCAGCGUUUCAUAGAUAUUACAAGCUAAGCAAAGAGUAAUAUGUAGAGAAGCAUUGUUUUAAGAGAUCAGUAACAGUGCACGAAAGACAACAAUGCCGCUUGUGUGUCACGGUCCUCAAGGAUUCAGGAAAGGAAACAGACUUGCUUGAGAUUGCUCUGAAGGUCACACAGGGAAGAGAGGAGAAAAGAAACAGGGAAAGUGUUUGGUCUGCGUCUGUAAAGUGAGUAUCUCUGGUUCAGGCUUCUUAAACCCUCAUUCUACUCAUGUUAAUAAGAAGUGAAAAUAAAAUUUUUCUUGACGAAAAUGUCG